Molecule: messenger RNA, 4424 nt
Organism: Xyrichtys novacula (pearly razorfish)
Lineage: Eukaryota; Metazoa; Chordata; Actinopteri; Labriformes; Labridae
Source: the annotation of a GenBank genome assembly
CGGUGAUGUUUGGCCAACAAGCUCCUUUCUGCAGUUCCUCUGUGUUUGACAGAAGUAAACCGCGGAGUCAUGAGUGAGUUCCUGGGUCGGCAGGACUGUAUCGAAAGUCUCCGCAGAGACCUGGUGGACCUACAAGGAGCGACCCUGGACGUCUUCUCCAGAACCGGACCGGUCCGGUGUCCGUCCUGGAAGUUUCCUGAUAAACUCUCCUGUAAUCUGGACAUGGUGGCUCUGCUGGAUCAGUAUGAUUAUACAGACGGAGAUGAGGCUUUCAGUCAGCACUCACACAUAAUCUUACUGGAGCUCGUCAUUGACAGGUAACACCAGAGUUAGGUUAUUAUUUCAUAUUAAAUAUUCUCACUAAGACUCUGAGUGGACUUUUAUUUUCUUUCUGCUCUUCCCAAACAAGACUGCUGCUUCUUCUGCAGAGCUUCAAUGCUUUUGUGGAGCUGUUGAGGUGUGGCACCAGGAGAGAACAGCCUGAUGGAUGUCAGUCAGUUGGUCUUGUGGUCAGAAACUAUUGGAGAGAUUUGGUUGAAUUUGUCAAAUGUCAAAACUCGAUGGUAAGAAAACGAUUAUACGGGGGCCGAGAACUGCCACUGCUGCAAAUAAAAACUACAGAACGGAAGUUUCUGAUCUGCUGAUCUGUUUAAUGCUUUCUCUCUCUCUCUCUCUCUCUCUCUCUCUUAUAUCAGGGCACAUUAAGAUACAACCCAGAGCAGACAAAGACCAAAGAGACAUCUGACAGCAAACAGACAUUGUCUCCUGUCUCCCAUCAGAUCAGCCAAAGGAGUGACCUUUGCAGACGAUGUUUAUCUGCAGGUUCUUCACCGAGUUCCUUCAACCCCUCACUCAGUGUUCAUGUAAACUGCCCGACAGCUGAAGCAUCUUCUCAUCCCUGCGACACAUGCUGUGAAGUUCAGUCCAUCCUGAGAAGAACCGGACAAGCUUUUGUAGAUUUGUUACAGAGUGAGGGUCUGCCCUCGUCUCUGCAGCCCCUCCUGGUAUCUGUGGAGGACACUCUUGGACAGAUGACCGCGGCAGACAUCACCCAGUGGGCCAAUGAGCAGCUCAGAGACAUGCGCCGUCUGGGGAAGCAUCUCCAGGAUGUGAGGAGUACGGUGCAGCCUCUGACAGAUAAACUAGACGCAGCACAAACACAGCGAGAUAAAUUCAGGUCUCAGCUGGACAGAGUGCAGAAGGAGUUCAAACAAGAGACUGAAAAACACCAGGCCAACAUCGUCCAGCUGGAGUUUUCCCUGCGGAAAACACAGAGGUCCCUGAAGGAAACAGAGCAGAGGCUGCAGGAGGAGCGAGAACAGCUGAAGAGAGGUGAGAAAAUACACAAAUGAAGAUGAUCUGAAAGCACCGACAAACCGUUUAACUCUGUUCUCAUGUUUUUACAACAGAAACUCUCCGUCUGAAGGAUGAUAACUCCGGCCUGAGAGAGAAAGUAACAGAACAGCAAAACACAAUUCAAGCACAAGGUGAGGACGCACAACACUUUUUAUAAUAUUCACAUUUUUCAGAUUUGCAUGAAAUAUGCGUGAAAAAAAUACACAGCUGUUUGUCUUUCAGUUAUACUCAUGAAAUGUGUUGAGAACAGCCCUGUUUUAUCUGAUUUCACUCUGUAACAGAAAGAGAAAAGACUGCGCUGCAGGAAGAAGUCCGCACCCUGCAGGUGGACAGAGAGGUUUGUUGUGAACUUCGGCAGAGGGUCCAGCAGUUAGAGAGUCAGAUCCAGGAAACUCAACUUCAGCUCCACAAAGAAAAUGCAAAGUACUACAGCGCCUGUCGUCAGCAAGAGGUCAGUGUUGCCACAUGAUCGUUUUCACCAAACAGAAGUUAAAGUUCAGGGUUGAGCAGUUUUGUUAUUUUUGUUGUGUUUGGUUUUGUAGUCGAUGCAGGCAAAGCAAACAUCUUUGUUAAAGAGAGUCGACACUCUGGAUGAGGAGUGUGAGGAGCUGCAGAGACAGUUAGGAGAAAGAGAGGAGUCACAGAUCAGCCUCAACGAUCGGCUACGACAGAUGUCAGAGGAGAAGGAGCAGGUGGAGGCCCGGCUCACUCAGCAGCAGGUAAACUGGAGGUGUUUCAAAGUUCAUAUCCCUCUGUCAAUAUUGUAAAAACUUCAGAGACUGAUGCUGUGAAGCUUUUCUCCUCCAGGAGUUGUGUUUACAGCUGAGAAAGGAGAAGAAGAGCGUAGAAACACAUGUAGGCGAGCUGCAGAGGAGUGUGGCUGAGAUGGAGGAGUACGUUCAGGUUUUAAAGGAGAGAGAGAGACUGUUGGUGGCGUUCCCUGAGCUCAGCCCUCUGGCUCGAAGCCAACCUCAGAGUAAGAGAUCAUUUUGUAUUUUACUGUCUGAUCUACACUCAGACUGUUUACACUCCCCUACAGAGAACCUGUUAUAGACCGAACACAGAACCACAUCGUAAAGAUAAAUACUGACGCUAUCCUGUUGUUAAAGUGCUCAACUGUUUAUUUUGUCUUCUAAAGGUACAGGAAAUGUACUCUUGGAUAUGAAGCAACAACUGAAGGCAAACGACAUCCGUGUAAAAAUUCUGGAGCAAGAAAACACGACUCUGCAGACCAGCCUGAUGAAACUGACGGAGAGGGUCCAAACUAACGGAGUCAGGGUGGGUGUGGAGGAGGGUUGAGGAUGUAAACACUCGGCUUCCACAUACUUACGGUUAACUUUAGUGUAUAUUGGUAUAUAGUAACAGCCUUUAAUGGGAUUUAGAAAGCUGUCUUAAAGAAUCAGAAUCAGAAAUACUUCAAUAAUCCUCAGGGGGAAUUUACUUUUUGUUUCAGUAACUCCAGAGCAAAUAAAGUAGAAAGAGGAGAUCAAUAAUAGAUGAAAAUAAGUAGUAAUAAAGAGAUAAUAUACACGUAUGUACACUAUAUACAACACAAAAUAGUAAAAUAGUAUGCAUGUAAACUGUGAGCAGAGUCCAGGUAAAGACUAUUGACUGAGGGAGGAGUUAAAAAGUCUGAUGACCAACGGCAGGGAAGAUUUCCCGUGGCGCUCCGUGGUUCAUCAUGGAGGGAGGAGUCUUCUGCUGAAGGUGCUCCUCUCUCUGUAGGACCAGUUCACUGUGGAGAGGGUGAGAGACAUGGUCCAGUAUGGAGUGGAGCUCGGACAGCAGGGGGUCCAGCUCCACCCCCACAACAUCACCUGAUCCUUUCUGAUCAGUUUAUUGAGUCUGUUGGAGUCAGAGACCCUCAGCCCGCUGCCCCAGCACGCAGCAGCGAAGAAGAUCGCACCGACCACAACAGACUCAUAAAAAAUCCUCAUCAUCGUCCUGCAGAUGUUGAAGGAGCUCAGCCAUUACAAUAAUCCAAACGAGAGGAGGUGAAAGCAUCAGCACCUCUGUGCUGGCCUGGGAGAGAAACAGGUGGACUCUGGUGAUAUUCUCAAGGAGCAAUGUUUCUAACGUGGGGAAUAAAAAUGAGCUCAGAGUCGAAAAUCACACCCAGGUUUUUUUUUUCUACAGAUGUUGAUUCUUUAAAAUCUUGUAGUUUUUGUAAAAGCGUCUCUCUCAGGCCUUCAGGACCAAUAACUAAAACCUCUGUUUUGUCCUGGUUGAGCUGCAGGAAAACGUCUAAAAUGCGGUUUAAAAGGACAUCAAUCGGCCCGCUAUCAUCAGGAGACACAGACAUGUUCAGUUGUGUAUCAUCAGCAUAGCUGUGGAAGUUGAUGUCGUGCCUCCUGAUGAUGUCCCCCAGGGGAAACAUGUAAAGAUUAAAAAGAGUUGGACCUAAAAUUGACCCCUGGGGAACCCCAGACAUGAUUUUAUGUAGACGGCCUCAGUAUUCCUGGUCCAGUUUACGGUUUAUUGUUUUUUCUUUGCUCUAAUCGACCAUUUCUACCUACAGGAGGCCUCACCUGAGCAGGUACGGAGCCUCUCUGAUUACAGCACACCAGAGCAAAAACUACAAACUCAUCAGACGCUGAUGUUGUAAGUUGAAUUAUGAAACUGGAUAUUUGUCUGUAAAUGAAACACAGAAGCUUUAAAGAGCAGUUAUCAGCUGAUUGACCCUGCAGCGUUGAGUUAGAUAAGAUUGUCAGAACAGGAAGUCCCUACAAGGAUCUCUGACGUGUUUCCAUCUUGAUUCUUUGUUCUCCAGGCAGAGCAGCGGAGCAGCACGGCUGGGAUGCAGUAACAGAUGGAGGGAAGAGAGCCGAGGGGAAAGCGGUCAGGACUCAGCUGGGUCGGGUGAUCAGGUGUCCACCACGGCUGCUGUUUCCCCCUCAUCCCUGCAGCUCCACCUCCAGACCCUCCACCUUCACACAGAUACCAACAACGCUGCUGCUGCUAAAAGCUGCACAAAAAAAACACGCAGCAGAUUUAUCCUCUCUCACUCCAGGAGCUCAAACCAGAGAAAAUAAAACUAAGAGAGACAAGGAACAAAAUGUCAUCAGGUG